AAAAAAAAAAACAAAAACAGAAACUCUAUCGUACUGUGCGUGGACGCGGUGGCUCUUCGCGACUGGAAUACUGCCGACCUGUACCUCCAGGGCGAGAGACACAUAUGGAGGGUGGCCUGAGUCUGCUUCGCAACGCCCGACCUUCCCUCCCCUCCGCUUCCUCCAAUAUUCAACCGAUACGGCAUCGUAUCAAGGCGGAAAUCCAAGAAAUCCGGGUUUGCACGAACCGGACAUGUCGCAGGCAAGGAUCCUUGCAGACCUUACAAACUCUCUCCGCUCUGGCUCCUCCCAACGUCUCCGUCAAUUCCUGCGGCUGCCUCGGCCGCUGUGGCACUGGCCCCAACCUCGCCGCCAUCCCGGAAGACGGCGGCGGGGUCAUUCUAGUCGGCCACUGUGGGACGCCGUCCCGAGCGGCCCAGGUAUUGGUGGGAUUAUUAUCUUUCGGUCUUGAUUCGGACGACGGUGAUGCCAAGACUAGCUUGGAAGCGCUUGCGCUGAGGAAGAGAGCAGAGAACGAGUCGGAUAUGGGAAAUUUGUCCCUGGCAGAGCAACUGCUCUCGCAGGCUAUACAAUUAAAACCGUUUGGUGGCAUCCAUGUUUUAUAUAAAGACAGGUCUAUUGCACGGUUGGCAUUGGGAAAUUAUUCUGGGGCUCUUGAAGAUGCCAGAGAAGCUUUGACACUUGCUCCGCGGUACCCCGAGGUGAGCAAAAUGCCAACUAUUGUAGUCACCAAAUAAAUGGGCCCUACUUCUGUUGCUCUUGA
Juglans microcarpa x Juglans regia is the source of this 763-nucleotide messenger RNA. RefSeq lists its product as uncharacterized. Gene Ontology annotation, molecular function: protein binding. Bases 105 to 737 code for a protein of 210 amino acids. The transcript is spliced from 3 exons. NCBI's taxonomy places the organism in Eukaryota, Viridiplantae, Streptophyta, Magnoliopsida, Fagales, Juglandaceae. The record is from RefSeq and is a predicted model, not a curated record.